Messenger RNA from Paramuricea clavata, 7092 nucleotides. The record is from the annotation of a GenBank genome assembly. NCBI's taxonomy places the organism in Eukaryota, Metazoa, Cnidaria, Anthozoa, Malacalcyonacea, Plexauridae.
AUGAGUGAACGAGUGCUAAGGUUUGACAAAAUAUUUUACAAUUUCGUACUAUCCGUUAUCCAAGUCCCAUGAAUCUUACCUGUGAAAUGAAUUACUCAUCCUUUAUGUAAAGUAAAUUGUUGCAUCAGCAAGCGGAGCAAAACAGCACUUUAAUUUCUUUCAAGUUGUAAAAAACCAGCAAAAUACGAGAAAAUAUUCUGUUUUUAACUAAAAAAACUGCCAAAACCAGGGGGGUGAAAACGUCGUCUGAAGCUCAGGAUCGCGGUUGGUCAGUGGUAAUUGCGUGGGAAUUACGGACCAGUUGUCAUGGAAAUGGUGUGAGCAAACGUCAAAAUCCGCCAUGUUUUUGGCUUCACUUCGUUGACUGAACGAAGUAUAGGAACAGGUCCUCCAGUUAUUAUAUAGCUCAGUGGCAAAACCUGAAAUCGUCCCGAUUAAUCGUUGUGUGCAAACGUAGCUUUAGACCACUCCUCUACCACCCUACCCACCCAUUACCCAAAGACACAUUUUAUUUCAGCACGCAGAAUCUGCGUGCCACGUGACCAGCCCCAGCCAAAAGCUGGGCAUUCUGUUGUCGCUGUUUAAAUAUUGCGGGCGCAUUUCUUAAAAAACAUUUUGAUUCUUCGAACGCUGAAAAUAUGCAUUGUGAGAGGAUUUUUUGUCCUCUUUUACUGGUUUGUUCAUGGAAAAUAAAGUGUUUCUUGAAAGAUUAAGUUGUAGUGCUUGUACGCAACGAUAUAACGACUUAAUCGCAUGAAAACGUGCGAAGAAUUUUUAUUUACAAAUGGGCGACAAGUGGAAAUGUUUCACUCAUUGUCAGAGUUUCAGAAGCAGGGUACAGCAGUAUGGAAACACGGAAGUGUUCAUAUUUUACUCUUGACAGAAGCUGAGUUGUUGUUGUUUCCACAGGUAUGUUCAAUAAUUUGUUUGUCCUUCCUCAUCUGGAAUAAUAAGUGUCUUAAAAUACAUAUUUUGAUGAAAAUGACACAUAUUCCUCUUGCACUUUCGUAAAAACUGGCCGUUGCCUUUAGUUAGAAAAUAUAUUUUAUGAAAGUUAAAUCAUACUUUGUUUUAUUAAAAAACCUGAGCUAUUCAUGGGAAAAAUGUGUUAGAUGUUGUAAUUGACAAAUCCACUUGUGAAGUGAAAAUGUCAUGUUGUCACAUGCUUAUGACAUUGCUCCUGUAUUGGUUUGUUAUAAAGUAAAAAUUGCUGCAAAAAUGCUUUUGAAAAUGUUCAAGUAUUGGUUGUUAUGAGAUAGGAAAUGCCGUAUUGAUUUGUUCAGUUUUAAGAUUAAGAGUCUAACGGCAAUCCUGAAUAUAGGCAUGCUUGCUUUGUGAAAUUCUGUGGUGAUAUGGCAUAUAAAUAAAAAUACCUUAAAAUUUUGCCCAUUGCCUCUCUCCGAAAAAUGGCUUAAAACUAUCCUUAUUAGUCAACCUUCAUGCAAAAGUUAGUGGGUAUGCUGGGAAAAAUGCGCGCGGCACUUUUUUUUGAACACUGAAGAUGGUAACAUUUGAUGUUGUCAUAUAUUGCCAUCCUCUUAUCAUAGCAUAACUUAACUUAUUUUAGUGAGUUUGUUAAAGAAUUGUGCUCACUAUAUGCCUGUAGUAUCUAAGAUUUUUCAUAGCAUUAUAUGACAAAUUUAAGUUCUGUUUUCUUUUAUUUUUAGGUGAUAGUAUCUGUUCACUUGAGUGCUGGUAUCAAAUUUUGGACAAGUUUCAAUUCUUAUUUCACAUUCCUUUAUUCAAAUAUCCAAAUAAAUGGAAUAUGACAUCAAACUGGAGGACUAGAUUCUGUUUCCAAACUUGUUUUUGUAAAAAUAGAAAAUAACAACUUAUUAUGUGUUGUUCUAAUAAGAACUAUUGUUUUUGAUAUGCAUAUUUAAUUUUUAAAAUUACAGUCAUUCUUUGUUAAAAUGUGUACCAGGAAUACUGAAAUCUUUCAGAUCAGCUACCAAUUCCCUUUAUAACUUAUGUAGCCAAGUAUUCUAUCUAUUUCUGUUCAGAUUAAACAAAUGAUGGGUAAAAUGUUAGUUUAGAUUCUUUCAAAAAAAUGAGCUUGCCUAUUUUGAAAGCAUAAAAAGCAAUAAAAUAAAGCAAAAGUACUUAUUUUUAAUUUAAAACCUUUGGACUGCAUAGCUUAAUGUUUUCCACUAAAUAUUACAAAGUUUUUAUUCAUUGAAAUGUUGUUUUAUCAGCUUUAAAACCAGAUAAAUCCACGAAGCACUCCCAUAAAUAUGUCGCCAUAUUGAUUUUUUCGCGCAUGCUCCGUACAAAAUGCCCAGCUGUUAUUCACCCUUUAAACACUUGAUCGUCAUGCGCAUACAGUGUAUUGUUUGUUUCCAGAACCCCCUCAAGCAGACAUCCCAACUUUUUUUGUUAAAUUGUAUAUUUUGCUUCGUACACUGCAUGUGUGUGUGUUUGUGAGAACACUCAUGUUUGGAUGCUUGGCAUAGGUUAAUGGUAAUUUCAUUGGAGUCAUCAGGGAUAUAGUUGUAUAUUCCUGAAAUUACCUCUAAACACCUAAAACAGCAUUCCCUAAAAUUUUAAUUGUUUUCUUACAUUGCCCUAUAUCGCUCAAACUCGCAUUGCUUAAAUUGCAGAUUUUGCUUAAAUCACCUAAAAUUGCUUAAUUAAACUCGCAUUAUCUCGUUAUCGCCCCAGAGUAGGGCCUACUGUUGGCGUUGCUUUUUAGUCCCCAACACUUCAGUGAGUCAUGCUUUGGAAAUGACAAUAAUUUUUUAUUACCCAACCCUUGAGUUGUUUUGUUUUUCAUUUACCCAACCUUUUACUUACUCAAAAUCUAGUUUACCCAACCCUUUUCUCUUUGGUGCCACCCCCCACCAUAAAUAAUGACCGGUCCCUAAAGAAGCGCUGGCUACAGUGUGGGGAGUCAAGAAAUUCCACAAUUACCUUUUCGGUAGGAACUUUACCUUACUGACUGAUCAUGAGCCUCUGACUUCAAUUUUUCAUCCCAGCAAAAGUCUUCCUGCUGUCACUGCUGCUAGAUUACAACGCUACGCUUUGUUCGUGGCGGGUUUUGACUAUACAAUUAGAUACAAGAACACUAAGUUACACGGGAAUGCGGAUGGUUUGUCUCGAUUACCCUUGCAUAGUGAGACAACAGAAGAAGAGCCAGAUCAAGUGGGCUUCUUCUCUGCCACGCAGUUUGAGUCCUUGCCAGUCACAGCAGAACAGGUGAAACGAGAAACACAGAGAGGUCCUCUAUUGGUGAAGGUCCAUGAGUUGGUUAUCAAAGGAUGGUCCACUCCACAAUAUCCCGCAUUCGACGACUGGAAUAUCCCGCAUUCGAUCGAGAAUCACCGUCCGUGUUGUCUUUGGGCAGACCUCUACGGACUCGCCUCGAUUUGGUGAAACCUGAUUUACAAAUGAAAGUGAUGAACAGGCAAAUCGACCAAGCAGGGAGGAAAGGACAUUCCCCCACACGUCAGUUAUCCAUUGGUCAGACUGUCAUGGCAGGCAUAGUUCGAGCUCAAACGGGACCCCUUUCAUACGAGAUAAAAGUUGGUCCAAAUCGAAUUUUGGGCCCGCAGUUAUUGGCGUUAUGCUGUUGUGGGAACCCUGCCAGAAUUUGUAAUUUAUGUAACGGCAAAGUUAUUAAAUUAAAUUAAAUUAAAUUAAAUUAAAUAUGGCUACGUCACAUCGACCAGCUUCGAGCCUCUAGUGUGAAAGUAAAUUACCAGAGUGAUGAUACAGCUGAACCUCAUCCAGGGCUCGGAGAGACUGGCCAGAAUAUUGCAGCAGAAAUAUUGCAGCAGAAGAAAUUGUCGCAGAGCCGGAUAUCGAACUAGCCACGAAUCCAUCAGUAGUGCAACAAGAAGAAGCCGGUAGGGCUACAACAGGAUCUGAACAACGUUACCCAACUAGAUCACACCAACAACCCGAGAGGUGGGGUCUUAACUGUUUGAUCCGAAAACUGUUUUUAUGGUUAGCAUAAUUGUUUGUAUAUCCGAUACAACACGGACGCGAAUGUUGUAAAUGGCUUAAAAAACGACUCAUCUUAUGAGUUCAUUUGCGAAGUAAUUUUAAAAAUAAACGUUGUCUAAGCCGGGAAAAUCAAAGUUAAAGUUUAUGUAAAUCAACAUGAAUCUGUAUCACAUAUACAGACUCCUUCACGCCCAUGAUUUCUUUUGUGUUUUAUGCAUGAUUUCUUUUGUGUUUUAUGCAUUAUGCCAUUGGAAUAUACAACAUCUCACGGACAGUAAAUUUGAAGAGAUUCGCAACUUAUUGACAUGCCCCAGCAAGGAGCUUUUUGGUCUGGACAUUCUCAUUUUAUCGGAGACCUUCUGUACCGAAAAAAUACCAGAAACAUUUUACAGCAUUCCCGGCUACAAAGUCUAUCGAAAGGACAGAACUGGAAAGUCAGGCGGUGGAUUAUGUGUAUAUGUUAAAAACUCAGUUCAAGCUGAGCGACGAAUUGAUCUCGAAACAAAAGAUGUGGAAAUAAUAUGGCUCGAAACCUGUCCCUACAAAUCGAAACGGCCUCUAUUCAUCGGGGGAAUCUACAGACCACCCUCAUCAAACGCUGCUAGUGAUAAGAGUAUCGGGAAAAACAUCGAAAAUGUCUCUCUUUUAGGUCGCGAGGUGGUACUUUUGGGUGACAUAAACAUUGAUUAUUUAUGCACAACGAAAUUUGCAAAUCAUACAUUCACGAAAGUAUUAAAGUCAUUCAACCUUUCGCAGCUUAUGAAUGUGAUUACACGCCCCAUAUCACGCACCUGUCUCGAUCACAUCUGGUGCACCCAUGCUGAACGGCUAAACAAUGUCAAAGUUUUAAAUAUUGGAAUAUCAGAUCAUUUGCCUAUUAUGACAACCAGGAUAUACAAACGUGCGUGUCACAACAAGGGUAAGCAUUCCACAAUAAACUAUCGCGACGUAAAGCAUUUAAACAAGGACAAAUUCAUUACCGCCCUUAAAAAUGCACCGUGGGAUAGUGCUUUUGUAUUUGAUGACGCAAAUGACACUGUCUAUGCAUGGUAUGAAAUAUUUAAUGAUGUCGUAAAUGAAUAUCUUCCCUUAAAACAAAAGCGGGUAAAGCGAAAUACACAGCCUAAAUGGUUCAAUAAUAUAAUUGGGGAGGACAUAAAGGCACGCGAUAAACUGUAUUACAAAGCAAGGAAAUAUCAAACUGACGAAGAUUGGGCAAACUACCGCAUUGCAAAGAACAAAGUGACAAAAACAAUAAGAAAUGCGAAGAAAAAUUACUUUAGUGAUAAAUUUCAAGAAAAUAAACAAAACCCCAGUAAACUUUGGAACUUGAUUAAAAAUCUAACAAAUGAUGAUGCUGGAAAAAAUGAAAGUGUCAAAUUUUUGACCGAAAAUAGUACGAUUUUAAAAGAUAAAGUGACCAUUGCUGAAACAUUUAAUCGCUUCUUUGUCGACCCGCAAAAUAACCUCGCGUCCACCUCAGCGCCCGUAGAAAUAGAACAAACAUCAAAUCUAGAUCCUAUUCCCCAUGUCGAUACUACAUUCAGCAUUCCCCCCAUGUCAAAAUUAAGAGUGAUUGAGUUACUUCUAUCCAUCCCCGUUCAUAAAUCCACAGGAGACGAUGGCAUUAGCGCCAAAAUAAUGAGAAUAGCAGCACCAGCUAUAGCCGAACCAUUAAGCCAGCUGAUGAAUCGUUGCAUAAACACUCAAACGUUCCCCUCAAAAUGGAAGGUUGCUAAGGUCACCCCAAUAUAUAAAGGGAAGGGAAACCGAGAUGAAAAGUCUAACUACAGGCCUAUAUCAGUGCUUCCCAUUUUAUCUAAGCUACUGGAAAGGCACAUAUGUGAACAUAUGUAUGGGUUUCUGCAACAACGAAACUUAUUUUAUCGACUUCAAUCCGGGUUUCGUAAACACCAUUCGACUGAAACUGCACUCAUCAGACUCAUUGACCAAUUGCUACUUGAUCUGGAUAAAAACAAGGUAACUGGACUAAUUUUUGUAGACUAUAAGAAAGCCUUCGAUCUGAUAGACCAUCAACUGCUCCUUAACAAGUUACAUAAUUAUGGCAUUCAGGGGGAUGAGCUAAACCUCUUAAAAGACUAUCUUAGAAACCGUUGGCAGUAUGUAAAUAUUGAUGGUUUCCGUUCUCCGAAAAUAGAGGUGAAAUGCGGUGUGCCACAAGGAAGUAUUUUGGGUCCAAUCUUCUUCCUUUUGUUUAUCAACGAUCUUCCGUCAGAGGUAUUCCACUCCGAGGUCGACAUAUAUGCGGAUGAUACUACCCUUAGUCACUCCGCAGAAGUGGAUUUGGCACCUACAGCCAUAGAAACAGCACUACAGCUUGAUUUGGACGGCAUUGUAAGGUGGUCAAAAACAAACAAAAUGAUCAUAAAUGCCAAAAAGACAAAAUCUAUGCUUGUUACCGGGAAGAGAUUGGCCAAAAAGUUGCCGACAAAGAUAUUGUCGUUACAGUCUGAAAACGAGGAUAUUGAACAAGUUCAUUUCCAGAAACUUUUAGGAGUCACUAUCGAUCAAGAACUGACUUUUGAUAAACACGUGGAAGAACUUUCUAAGAAAUUGGGACAACGACUGGGCGUUCUUCGGAAAAUUAAACGGUUUCUUCCUUUAGACCAACGUAAACUGUACUACAACACCAUGUUUAAGCAAGUCAUGAUGUAUGGUGCUACAGUUUGGGCUAACUGCUCCGUGGAAAACUUGAAAACAAUUCUUCGAUUGCAAAAACGUGCUGCCCGCAUCAUUUUGGAUGUCGGUACAAGAACAAACAGCGUAUCAUUGUUUAAGCAGCUAAAUUGGCUUGCUUUUCACGACGAAGUGAGGUUGAACAAAUGUGUCUUAGCUUACAAACGGUUUCAUGGAAAUUGCCCAUCAUAUAUUAAUGAUAUUCUAACCUCAAAUGCAGACAUACAAACCCGUUCGUCAGGCCGUUACAGUCAAAGAAACUUGGUAUGUCCACGCUAUAGCCGAGUCAUGGAAGGGGGAAAGUCUUUCCAGGUCUCCACGUGUAAACUUUGGAACUCUAUACCUCCUCAUAUAAAAACUUCCGAAAAAUCUGUAGAAACUUUUAAGAAUGAACUUUUUAACUAUUUUUUUCAUAGGUAUAAUGAUAUUGAUUCUUUCACAAUAUCUUGA